Aspergillus novofumigatus IBT 16806 is the source of this 2358-nucleotide messenger RNA. Its product is annotated as SET domain-containing protein. Gene Ontology annotation, molecular function: histone H4K20 methyltransferase activity; protein binding. Gene Ontology annotation, cellular component: nucleus. Lineage: Eukaryota; Fungi; Ascomycota; Eurotiomycetes; Eurotiales; Aspergillaceae. The coding region runs from base 296 to 2164 and encodes 622 amino acids. The record is from RefSeq and is a predicted model, not a curated record. The transcript is spliced from 2 exons.
AGUGAAUGUCGCAUUAUUGAAGGCCUUUCCCCCCCUCCCAUUCCAUGUGCGCUAGUUCCUCUGAGGCAUCCACUCGCCUUUCCACUAUGUCCACACCUUUGUAUUUGGACUCCUUUCUCCUUGCGUUUUUCUGAAUUGCUAAAUCUACGCUCCUUUGGCGGAUCCCCCCUGGUCUCAAGAUCCGCACUUCCGCUUGGGCCUCCUCUGACAGGACAUCGAGCCGCCAAUUCACAACGCAUACAUUUCAUAGCGGCCGAUCUUUCUUGUAUGGAAGAUUGCUGAUACUGCCUUCGCCAUGCCGUCUGCAAAGGAAAGAGAUAGCCCGUCUGUUGACCGUCGUGACCGUCUGACGCUUGCGAAACUGGCCAGCUACGAUGAUAUCGCGACGGAUGCGCUGGUGGACCGAGCUUACUUCUGGACCAAUACUCGCAAGAAUAGAACCAAAUACAACCCCAUGCGGGGCAUUGUCGACGAUGAUGUCGCUCGCAUCCUCCUACACGAUGUCAUUGUCGCAAAGGAUCCCGCGAAGGCAGAACGAGAAUUGCUGGCGAUGUCGGGGCUGAAGAAAUUUAUGGCCCGGUUGCCCAACGAUCGCGAGAAGGAUUGGUUUCGCCGUCACCUGCGCAAAUACAUUCAGAUGUACCUGCCUGACUCGCCGUUUGAGAUCACCACAACCAAUCGUUACACAAUCACGGAACAUGAGGCUGCGGUCUGCGCUCGUAAAUUCAUCAGGCAAGGACAGGAAAUUAAAUAUCUGAGCGGAACUCUUGUGCCUAUGACCCGUGAAGAAGAGCUGGAUCUUGACCUGAAGCGGAAGGAUUUCAGCAUUGUGAUGUCCAGUAGGAAAAAGACCCCGUCUUUUUUCCUUGGGCCUGCUAGAUUCGCCAAUCACGACUGCAAUGCGAACGGGAAACUGGUGACGCGUGGAUCAGAAGGCAUGCAAGUUGUGGCUACUCGGGACAUCUACAUUGGCGAGGAGAUUACAGUAUCCUACGGUGACGACUAUUUUGGGAUUGACAACUGCGAGUGUCUAUGUCUUACCUGCGAACGACUGGUCCGCAAUGGCUGGGCGCCGCACAUGCCAUCUGAGCCUCAGAGUAAGGCGUCCACGCCUGCGCUGAACGAUGAUAAUCUGUCAAUCGACAGUCACGUCUCACCUAAGAAGCGCAAAUUUGCACCAGACUCAGACACCGAAGCUUCUGCCCCGUCCACUCCUUGCAAACGAGGCAAGUUUGUUCGCCAGAGUUCGAAAUUGAGAUCCGAAGUGUCCUUCCUCGAAGUUGCUACUUCGAUUGAACAACCUGCUGGCCCUUCCCCCGUGUCCAACGGAUCUGAUAUUGGGGUCUUGGGUAACAGUACUGUCGAGUCGGACAAUGACAAGGCCGUGGACGCUGCCCUGCCUUCUCCGCCUGCCGAUUCUCCUCCGUCAACUGUCGCGAACGAGUCCGAACGCUCAUCAACAUCAACAAUCGCCACCUCUGUGUGCGAUGCUGCAGUCAAAAUCAAAGUGGAAGAAACGAUAGAGAAAUGUGCAGAGAAAGUUUGCCCCAUAGCCGAGACAAACGUUGAACUGUCGAUCACAUCUCAACUCGCAGACAGCAUUGAGGGAGACACAAAAUCAGAACUAUCAGAUCAUCCGAGCACAUUGGAACACGAAUCUAUUGGUUCUAACAGAAAGAAGCCCAGAAAGUCUCGUGGAAAAACUGCUGUCGUUGAGUCGGUGGAGGCUGAAUCACAACUCGUCCGUGUUCCAGGGGAUUAUACCAAAACCUCGAAACUUUUGGCGCAGACAUACGACCGCUGGGUUGACUGCCACACCUGUAAUGCCUGGUUUGUGCAACACAACUCCUACUUGACUCGACGAGAGUGCCCCCGCUGCGAGCGUCACUCUAUGUUGUAUGGGUACCGCUGGCCUAAGACUGAUAAGGAGGGUCCGUCGGACGACGAAGAACGAGUGAUGGACCAUCGGACGGUGCACCGCUUCCUAUACCCCGAAGAGGAGGCUGUCAUCUCGCGUAAAGACCGCGGCGUCAGUUUCGGUGUGACGCCCACGCCGGAAUUAUCUGAGCCACGCACAGAAACCGAAGGAAGCGAAGGCUGUGACGACAAGCGCACUACUCGUGCCAGUCGACGCCGCACUCAUUCGCUUCGAAUGACAAUGUGACGAUGGUGAAUUUUGUGUUUUUGACAUUCUGCACUAAUUGGGAAUGGUGUUUGGUGCAGGUAACAUUUCAUUGCAAUGUUGGAUCAGGGAUUUACUCAGGGAUGGCGCUCCAAGACACGGCAUAUUGCAUCUGUAGACAUGGUUUCAUGAUUUGACCUCAUUUUUGGCAUACCGCUAUUCUGUACAAGAAGCAG